CAAAAGCUCAAACUUCGUUAUAGUGCCCCCCCAGAUUGCCUCAUUGGCUAGCUCGGGCGGGCGAUCCCCGGCCGAAUAUCUCCAGCCCGCCCGCGCCCGGAGCCAUGGCCCCCGGCGGUGCGCCCAGCGUGCCUGCGCCCGGCUCGCCUGCCUCCGCGGCCGUGCCCCUGCCUCUGGGCCUGCUCCUCAGCGCGCACGGGGGCCCUCUCGCCGCACCCCCCGGCCUCGCCGACGCCUCCUCGGCGGCCGCGCCCCCCACCCUCGUCGACGCCUCGGCUGCGCGCCGGGCCAAGCGCGAGCGGGCACCCCUCUGUGGGCCCUCGCGCGGCGGCGCCGGCGGCGCGCCAGCGGGCCGCGGCGGCGGUGGGCUCGCCGAGGGCGGGGCGGAGGCGGGGCUGCCGAAGCCACUUGGGGUGGAGCCCCGGUGGUGGGCCGCCAGCCUCGCCGACGCCUCGUCCGCCGCGCCCCCCGUCUUUGACUCCCUGCUCGCCGCGCCCCCCGGCCUCGCCGACGCCUCGGCCGAGGCACCCUCCAGCCUCGUCGGCGCCUCGGCUGCGGGCAGGGCCGAGCGCGAGCGGGCACCCCUCUGUGGGCCCUCGCGCGGCGGCGCCGGCGGCGCGCCAGCGGCGCGCGGCGGCGGUGGGCUCGCCGAGGGCGGGGCGGAGGCGGGGCUGCCGAAGCCACCUGGGGUGGAGCCCCGGUGGUGGAGCCAGUCUCAGCACGGCGAGCUGCUGUGCCCGCUCUCCGAGUUCCCCACCUGCUGCCGUACCCGCCCUUCAAGCUGCGCAUGGGGCGCGGCCGGGCGUGCCCGCACCGGCUGGUGGACGGCAAGCACCUGGCGCUGCAGCUGAUCGUGGGGGGCGCCGCCGGCCUCGAGGUCUGCGGCCGCGCCCUCCAGGCCUCGGACAUCGCCGCCCUCGACGAGUACGUCCACCGCUGCAAGCUGGGGCCCUUCCGGCCGGGGCGAGCGAUGGAGCUGCAGAGGGCAGCCGACGCCGCGGGCUCCCCCCUCGAGCGGGCCAGCGCCCGCGAGCACCUCGAGCGCUUCUGCAGCUCGGCCCGCGCGGAGCUGGGGCGGCUGUGCCGGAUCCAGGCCAGCCGCCUGCGGCAGG
This is a messenger RNA of Prorocentrum cordatum, 1112 nucleotides long. NCBI's taxonomy places the organism in Eukaryota, Dinophyceae, Prorocentrales, Prorocentraceae. The record is from the annotation of a GenBank genome assembly.